Heterobilharzia americana is the source of this 792-nucleotide messenger RNA. NCBI's taxonomy places the organism in Eukaryota, Metazoa, Platyhelminthes, Trematoda, Strigeidida, Schistosomatidae. The record is from the annotation of a GenBank genome assembly.
AUGUUAUUUCUGUGCUCAUAUUAUCCAAAACAUAUAAUGACAAUGAAGAAAGGUGCCUAUGAGGCAGACGAUGCGUUUAAUCGUCUGCAAAAUUCCGGCUUAAAAGGUCAAGAAAGUGGUCUGCGUGUCUACAACGGUCCUAUAGAUGAUCAGACAAAAUUGACGUUCCGUAGAGCCGUGCCAGAAAAUGUUAUGAAAGAGACUGUGUAUGGUCAGCGCUUUUAUCAGCAACAGCCUUUACAAGGCUCUAACCAAUAUUUAAGUGAAGACCCUCCAGAAAAUGUUAUAGAUGCUGUACAUGGACAGCGUUAUCACAACCAGCAGCAUCUACCUCAAAGUCAAAAACUGAAUAUACAACGUGAGCUGGAUCUGGAUACGAAUGAAUACGAAACUAUCAGAUUGAACAACAAAUAUAAGGAAGCACAAAGUUAUUCAAGACCCUAUCAAAGGGGAGGUGAUACCAUCUAUACACGUCCACUUUACUCAUAUCAGACAGAUGAUAUACAACAAAGAGGAAACGUUCACGAAGUAUAUGAACCACGGUACAAUUCUCCAUACCCAAGUCGUUCAAAUCAAGGAGUCGGUGGUCUGCCAGAACGUAGGAUUGUCCGAGAGACAUACGAGCCACAUCGCAACUCUCCAUACUCAAAUCGUUCAAAUCAAAGAAUCAGUGGCCUGCCAGAACCCAGCUCGAUUUCUAAUAAUGGCAAUACAUAUUCUUAUUCUGCACCCUUUCGCCCGAAUGUGGAGAUAGUGUAUGCUGAUGGAAGGCAAAACAGAUACAUAGACUAG